CUGGACAACUUUGUGGGUGCUAACCCCGACUACAACGAGGAGGAGGAGGAGCAGAAGUAUUUCCGCCGCAAGCGCCUCGGCGUGGUCAAGAACGUGCUGGCCGCCAGCCUGGCCGGCAUGCUCACUUAUGGCGUCUACCUGGGCCUGCUGCAGAUGCAGCUGAUCCUGCAUUACGAUGAGACCUACCGGGAGGUGAAGUACAGCAACAUACAGCUAGAGGACAUUGACCACAAGGUCCUGAUGGGCAUCAACGUCACCCCCGUUGCGGCACUGCUCUACACACCUGUCCUCAUCAGGUUUUUUGGCACCAAGUGGGCCAUGUUUCUGGCAGUGGGGAUCUACGCCCUCUUCGUCUCCAGCAACUACUGGGAGCGCUACUACACACUGGUGCCCUCCGCCGUGGCCAUCGGGGUGGCCAUUGUGCCCCUCUGGGCUUCCAUGGGCAACUACAUCACACGGAUGGCCCAGAAGUACUACGAGUACGUCAACUACAAGGAGGAGCACGUGCAGGAGCAGCAACGGGCGCCACGGGGUGCCUGCAAUGCCUACAUCAUCGUCUUCCAGACCAUCUUCUAUGCCUGCUUUCACCUGAGCUUCGUCUGCGCUCAGAUGCCCAUGCUCUUCUUCCUCAACAACUACCUCUACCAGCUCAACCACACGCUCUUCGGGGUCAAGCACUGCGGGACCUUGAGCCACGGCACGCUGCCUGGCUUCAACAAGACGGUGCUACAGAGCCUGCCCCGCAGCGUCAACCUAAUCAUUGUGGAGAGUGCCCUGAUGGCAGCCGCCUUCCUCGCCAUGCUGGUGGUCCUGGUGCUCUGUGGCUCAGCAUAUCGGCCCACGGAGGAGAUCGACCUGCGCAGCAUUGGCUGGGGGAACAUCUUCCAGCUGCCCUUCAAGCACAUGCGGGACUACCGCCUGCGCCACCUCUUCCCCUCAUUCAUCUACAGCGGCUUCGAGGUGCUCUUCGUCUGCACUGGCUUCUCCCUGAAUUACGGUGUGUGUGCCCUGGGGCUGGAGAAGUUGGCGUACCUCCUCAUGGCCUACGGCUUCUCUGCCUCGGUCUGCUCCAGCCUGGCCCUCUGCACGCUGCGCCUGCGGCGGCAGAUCCCACUGCUGGCCGGAGCCCUCAUCCAUGCCGCCCUCCUGGUGACUCUCUUCUGCUGGGCACCAGAGCCCCGGCACUUGUUCCAGGCGCCUCUGCUCUACGCCAUAGCCGUGCUCUGGGGCAUGGGGAGUGCUCUCAACAAGACCAGCAUUAGCA
Molecule: messenger RNA, 1264 nt
Organism: Tauraco erythrolophus (red-crested turaco)
Lineage: Eukaryota; Metazoa; Chordata; Aves; Musophagiformes; Musophagidae
Source: RefSeq, a predicted model, not a curated record